AUGUCUAAAACAAACAAUGUUAUGGUUAUGCCUAAAAAUGUUCCUACUGAUUUUGUAAGUGGUGUUCAAGAGGCAACAAAUAUUAUGGAGGAGCAUGUUGAAAGUCAUACUAAUGGGUACAAAUGGUCUCUCAAUGACUUUGAUAUUGGAGUUCCCUUGGGUCGUGGUAAAUUCGGGAGGGUUUAUUUAGCACGAGAAAAGAGAACCAAGUAUAUCGUUGCCUUGAAAACAUUGUAUAAAAUUGAGUUGAUUCAAGGGCGCGUGGAAAAACAAGUAUUGAGAGAAAUUGAAAUUCAGUCCCAUCUCCGUCAUCCAAAUAUUCUACAAUUGUUGACGUAUUUUUCGGAUGAAAAAAAAAUUUAUUUAGUUCUUGAAUAUGCAGCUCGGGGUGAAUUAUACAAUUAUAUGAAAAAACAGCCAGGUAGAAGAUUUAAUGAGCCUCUGUCAGCUAAAUUUAUUUAUCAAGUUGCUGAUGCUCUGGAGUACUGUCACAAAAAUAAUGUAAUUCACAGAGAUCUGAAGCCUGAAAAUUUACUGCUAGAUUUCGAUGGAAAUGUUAAAUUAGCCGACUUUGGAUGGUCAGUACAUGCACCAACAUCAAAGCGUAACACUAUGUGUGGAACAUUAGAUUACUUACCACCAGAAAUGAUUAAUGGGCAAUCUUACAACAUUUUUGUUGAUAAUUGGUGCCUUGGAAUUUUGUGUUAUGAAUUUUUGGUUGGUGAACCACCAUUUUUGAGUGAUAAUCAACACGAGACUUACAAAAAAAUUCGUACGGCUGAUAUAAUAUAUCCUCUUCAUAUUUCACCAGAAGCCAGAGAUCUUAUAUCUAAGGUAAACUAUUAA
Molecule: messenger RNA, 846 nt
Organism: Cotesia glomerata
Lineage: Eukaryota; Metazoa; Arthropoda; Insecta; Hymenoptera; Braconidae
Gene: aurB
Product: aurora kinase B
Exons: 4
Coding region: 1-846 (281 amino acids)
Biological process (GO): mitotic spindle organization; protein phosphorylation; regulation of cytokinesis
Cellular component (GO): chromosome passenger complex; spindle pole centrosome; spindle midzone
Molecular function (GO): ATP binding; protein kinase activity
Source: RefSeq, a predicted model, not a curated record